CCAGGAUCUGAUGUGUGAAAAUGUUGGAAAGAGGGGAGCUGAUGCCUGUAUGUGUGAAUCGCACUGCUUACUGUGCAAGCCUGUAAAAACAACUAGAAGAAAGAUUCUGAGUGAAAUGAGACAAGACGGUAUUGGGAUUUCAGAAGAUUUGUCAAGCGAGGAAGAUACAGACACAAGGAAUGAAUUCAUGUUUCCACGGAAUGUAGAAGGGGCAUCAAGUGAUAAUGGAUGCACUUUAACAAGGAGGAACCUGAAUUCAUCUGUCAACAAGAGAUGCCAGGUUACUAUGUCCCAACAGACCCAAGAUUCAGAUUCAGACAGAUCAGUGGAUUCCGAGGAAGAAUCUGUCUUUAGCCAGGGCUCUAGGUCUGGUGUAAGUUGCAGUUCCCACAGUUACACAGUCUCUCAUCAGGACUUUGAAAGCACUCGGCAAGGCUCAGAAACGGACGAUACACUUCUGGAUGACCUGCUGUAUGGACCCCAGUGUCGAUCGUCCUGUGAGAGUGGCACUGAUAAAGACCUCUCUCAAACUUGUGCAGGAAAUUAUAGGAGCUCUCCAUCAAGGAAUGUAUUUCAACUGAACCAUUUGUUUUGGCUACAAGGUACACACCCCACUUCUGAGAGAGUCAGUGCAAUGAUAUGGGAGAAGAAUGAGUGUAAGAAAGCUGACAUGUCAGUUCUGGAUAUCAGUGGGAUCAUUAUGAAACAAGUGAGAUCUUAUGAACAUGGCGUGGGCUAUCAGAUGCUGGGAAAUGCGGUAACUGUGGCCCUGGCUGUCUUCCCCUUCUUAUUCCACUUAUGUCAUCAGAGGGACCUGGAACAGGUCUUUUCACUGACUGGAAAGGAGAUUUUAGCGGUCUUCUGUGGCGCCUCACCAACUCCUCUGCUAUUGAUUUUAUCAUCGAUUAAUCUGGUGCUGCGAAGCUGCCUGACAUGGAUGUUUUUCUUCUUGAUGUGUGUAGCAGAGAGGACAUAUAAGCAGAGGUUUCUGAUAGCCAAGCUUUUCAGACCCCUGACCUCCGCUAGAAAAGCACUGAAGUCUGAGAUCCCUCACUUCAGGCUGAAGAAGGUGCAGAACAUUAAGAUGUGGCUAUCGCUCCGGUCCUAUCUGAAGAGAAGAGGACCCCAGAGAUCAGUUGAUGUUAUUGUGUCAUCAGUCUAUUUAUUAACGCUCUCUUUUGCCUUCAUUUGUUGUACACAGGUUCUGAAUGGACAUAAAACCUUCCUGAAUUAUCUCUAUAACUGGGAGAUCCUGAUUUGGGAAGCAGCUCUGCUAAUCUUUCUCCUACGUCUAACUUCCCUGGGAUCAGAGACCAACAAGAAGUAUAGCAAUGUCUCACUACUAUACACUGAACAGAUCAACCUUUAUCUGAAAAUGGAAAAGAAGCCAAACAAAAAGGAACAGCUUACAAUUGUGAAUAAUGUCCUGAAAUUGUCUUCUAAACUCAUUAAAGAAAUUGACACCCCCUUCAGGCUGUAUGGACUUGCAAUGAACCCUUUAAUAUAUAAUAUAACCCGAGUCGUGAUUCUUUCUGCAGUAUCUGGUGUUAUUAGUGACCUUUUGGGAUUCAAUAUCAGAUUAUGGAAAAUUAAACCAUGAACUUCUGCAGUGGAAGAAGAUAUCAAUGCACGUACAAUGGAUUAAAUGCUGGAACCAUGGCAUCUACAGGCAAGCUUGGGCAUAU
Molecule: messenger RNA, 1685 nt
Organism: Nanorana parkeri
Lineage: Eukaryota; Metazoa; Chordata; Amphibia; Anura; Dicroglossidae
Product: putative homeodomain transcription factor 1
Exons: 12
Coding region: 11-1600 (529 amino acids)
Cellular component (GO): endoplasmic reticulum
Source: RefSeq, a predicted model, not a curated record